Molecule: messenger RNA, 531 nt
Organism: Durotheca rogersii
Lineage: Eukaryota; Fungi; Ascomycota; Sordariomycetes; Xylariales; Xylariaceae
Exons: 1
Coding region: 1-531 (176 amino acids)
Source: RefSeq, a predicted model, not a curated record
AUGCUCUCUCUCCACAUACAAAACGAGUCCUCGCGGUGGGCAGCCCAGCAGCGCCCGCACCGCCGCGGCUACCCCGCAUCAUCGUCCCCCUCCGCCAAUUACCCCGCGAGCGGCCGCAGCCGGCACGAAGAGGACAGCGACGACGACAGCGUGUGCGACUCCGUCUUCUCAGCGAGCGCGCGGUCCCGGCGGUCGUCGGUCUCGAGCGCAGCGUCGGACGCGGGACAGGCGGCGGCGGCGGCAGCAGCGUGGGAGCCGCCGCGCGACCCCGGCGGCGGCGCGCCCGUCGCCACGUACGCGUCGCUCGAGCAGGCCGUGGCGCAGAGCCUGCAGCGCGUCGAGGCGCAGGGCCCGCGCCGCCUGGUGACGCCCGGCAAGCUGUACGAGAACGAGGAGGACGACGACGAGAUCGUCGAGGCCGACGCCGAAGAGCCUGCACCGCCCCCGCAACCGCGACCGCAGCCGCAGCUGCAGCUGCAGCACUACGAAGAGCGAUACCCCCAACUGCCGGCGCUGCGGGGGCGCUUGUAG